Molecule: messenger RNA, 1743 nt
Organism: Truncatella angustata
Lineage: Eukaryota; Fungi; Ascomycota; Sordariomycetes; Amphisphaeriales; Sporocadaceae
Product: catabolite repression protein creC
Exons: 5
Coding region: 1-1743 (580 amino acids)
Biological process (GO): carbon catabolite repression of transcription
Cellular component (GO): nucleus; cell division site; cell tip
Molecular function (GO): protein binding
Source: RefSeq, a predicted model, not a curated record
AUGAUCGAGACCAACAAUGUGUUGUCAAACCCCGAGGACUCAUUUCAAGCUGGAGAGGGUACGUACGUCCUGAAGGAAGACCUCCAUCUCGCGACUCCGCCGCCCCAUCCAUCCGAGGCACCCGUCGUGAACCCAAACCCACUGGCCACCACCCCGCAACCUGCCUCUGCCGGCACGCGCAUAUCUCUUCUCACCUUGGACACCAAACCACCGCCCCCUGCUUUCUACCGCCUCACCUCCUCCACCGCCCUGCCGGACAGCAUCGCCGAACAUCCCAGCGAGAGUCGAUACUCCAACUCCAACGAUCCGUUUUUGAGCAGCGAUGGUGAAGGUCGUGGCACCUCGCUGAGCGAUGCGCCGGCAUCUCUCACCGGAGCCUCAGCGCCAGCCUUCGGGGAGGGUAACAGCUUGCUGGCCCCAGAAAAGACCAAGGACCUGAACAAGAGGCGCAAGCCCAAGAAUAACAUGACUAAGAGUAACUCGUCCUUCAUUUCUCGCGUCAUCAUCAACGAAACGCUGUCCAAGAAGUUGGCCGAGAGAUCCAGCGAGGGCUUGUUCGCGUUCGCCAACAUUAAUCGCGCCUUCCAGUGGCUAGACCUCGCUUCCCCUACAAAAUCGGACUACCUGACCAAGAUCCUAUUCACGAAAGCGCAUUGUCUGAGCCACGAUGUCAACCAGGCCACCAAGAGCGUUACCCAUUUGGACGUCAUCAUGGGUUUUUCUACCGGCGAAAUCAUUUGGUGGGAGCCUGUGUCCCAGAGAUACACAAGGUUAAAUAAGAAUGGUGUCAUCAACAAGACUCCCGUCUCACAGAUUAAGUGGAUUCCGGGCGCCGAAAACUUGUUCCUAGCAGCACAUAUGGAUGGCUCCCUAGUGGUAUAUGACAAAGAGAAGGAGGAUGCCUUCUUCAACCCCGAAGAUGAACAAAUACCUGGCGCAGAGGGCGAAGCACGCGUGGACUUCUCAAAACGAAUCCAGGUGCAGAAAUCCGUCCGCUCCAAGAAUCAGAAGGUCAACCCCGUCGCUAUCUGGAAACUCUCCAACCAGCGUAUCAAUGCAUUUGCCUUCUCGCCCGACAACAGGCAUUUAGCCGCGGUCAGUGAAGACGGUACAUUCCGAGUUAUCGAUUAUCUAGAGGAGAAACUCUUGACCAUAUUCCCAGCAUACUACGGUGGAUUCAUGUGUGUUUGCUGGUCUCCCGACGGCAAGUACGUCCUGACAGGAGGCCAAGACGAUUUGAUCUCGAUAUGGGCUCCUUUCGAAGGUACUAUCAUUGCCAGAUGUCAAGGGCAUGGCUCCUGGGUGACCUCGGUGGCCUUUGAUCCAUGGCGGUGUGACGAACGAAACUACCGCUUCGGUAGCGUUGGAGAAGAUUGCAAGUUAUGCCUCUGGGAUUUCAACGUUGGAAUGUUGCAUACUCCUAAAGCGGCCUCCGUUCGACACCGCGGCUCCGUCUCUUCGCGAAUGCCGGGACUUCAACGCGCCGAAACUCAAGGAACUUCCAUGUCCAGGUUGAGAUCGGCAUCCGUGAUUUCCACUGCGGACGGGGACGAUGAAGAAGAUGUGAUCAAUGUGCCCGUGCGGCCAAGAGGCCACAUCCCCUUUCUGCCACCUGUGCUCACGAAGAAGGCGGAUAAGGAUCCUCUCUGUUGGCUGACAUUCACCGAGGACGCCAUCAUGACGAGCUGCAAGUCUGGCCACCUAAGAACGUGGACGAGACCAACUGAUAACACUGCUUCAUAA